GCACUCCCUCACACACACAGCACUCUCUCACACACACAGCACUCACUCACACACGCAGCACACACACACACACACCUCUGACACACACAGCACACACACACAGCACUCACCCCCCCACGCCCCGCUCCACUCUGCGUGUUGCCGCUCCAGAGUCGGGCCCAUGGCCUCCAAGUUCGUGAACGGAGUCAGCGACUUCGCGAAAUCCCGGGUUGAACUUCACAUCCAUUUGGAUGGAGCUAUUCGACCCUCAACCAUCCUGGAAUUCGCCAAGAAGCGCGGCGUGAGGCUGCCGGCGGACACGGAGAGGGAGCUCCACGGCUGCCUGAGCUACGGGGAGCCCUCAUCGCUCACCAAGUUCCUCGAGUACUUCUCCCUCUACAUGCCGGCCAUCGCUGGGGACCGGAACGCGAUCCGCCGCGUGGCGUACGAGCUGGUGGCGGACAAGGUUCAGCAGGGCGUCGUCUACCUGGAGGCUCGCUACAGCCCCCAGCUGCUCGCCAACGCCGAAGUGACGCCCGUGCCCUGGGGGCAGCGGGGCGGGGACCUCACGCCGGACGAGGUGGUGUCGCUGGUGAACCAGGGCUUCCGCGAGGGCGAGAAGGAGUUCGGCAUCACAGUGCGCUCCAUCCUGUGCUGCAUGCGGCACAUGCCCGACUGGUCGCCGGAGGUGCUGAGGCUGUGCCUCAAGUACAGGGACGCCGGGGUGGUGGCGAUCGACCUGGCGGGGGACGAGUCCCUGGUGGCCGAGGCCGGGGGCCCCCACCGCACCGCCUUCCUGGAGGCGGUGAGGGACGGCGUUCACCGCACGGUCCACGCCGGGGAGGUGGGUUCAUCAAAGGUCGUCGAGGAGGCGGUGGACGUGUUGCGGGCGGAGAGGAUCGGCCACGGCUACCACACCCUGGAGGACCCGGAGCUCUACGCGCGCCUGCUCAAGGCCAACAUGCACUUCGAGAUCUGCCCCUGGUCCAGCUACCUGACGGGAGCCUGCCUCUCCGGCGAGAAGGAGGCAGACUUCUCGAAACACCCCGUCGUGAGGUUCCACAAGGACAAGGCAAACUUCUCGAUCAACACCGACGACCCGUUGAUCUUCGACUCCACGCUCGCCACCGACUACAAAAUCCUGCGGAAGUACGGAGGGUUCACGGACUCGGACUUCAUGGAGCUGAACCUGAACGCGGCACGUGCGGGGUUCCUGGCGGAGCCCGACAAGAAGCAGCUCCUGCAGAGACUCUACAAGGAGUACGGCAUGGAGCAAGACACCAUCCUGUGAGAGGCUGCAUCUCCACUCCGCAGCCCGUGUCUUCACACCGUAGCCCGUGUCUCCACUCCGCAGCUCGUGUCUCCACUCCGUAGCCUGUGUCGUCUCCACUCUGUAGCCCGUGUCUCCACUCCGCAGCUCGUGUCUCCACUCCGCAGCCCGUGUCUCCACUCCGCAGCCCGUGUCUCCACUCCACAGCUCGUGUCUCCACUCCGCAGCUCGUGUCUCCACUCCGCAGCCCGUGUCUCCACUCCGCAGCUCGUGUCUCUCUCCAGCCUGCAUAUCCACUCUUCAACCUGCGUCUUCACUCUGCAGCCUGUCUCUCUCCAGCCUGUCUCUCUCCAGCAUGUCUCUGCUCUGCAGCCUGUGCCUCUACUCCCCAGCCUGUGUCUCUACUCCCCAGCCUGUGUCUCUACCCUGCAGCCUGUGUCUCUACUCCACAGCCGUGUGUCUCUACUCCACAGCCGUGUCUCUACCCUGCAGCCUGUGUCUCUACCCUGCAGCCUGCAUCUCUACUCUACCCUCCUGAGGAUCAUGGGGCCACAAUGUAUUGAAACACGUAAAACUUCAUACGCACAUGUGCAUGUAUACACACACACGUAUAUGCAGAUAGGUGUACGCACUAGCCGCUGUGUGUACGAGUUUAUGAACAGUACGCCUACGUGAAAAGGCUCGGCCAAUAACAUCGAUAUACAUUCGAUAUUUUUUUUAAACAACACUACUGCGUAGAUUUUCUGCGGUUGUGGCUCUCUGAUGCGAUUCCAGGCUGCGCACCAGCGUGCCCGAUGUCCGACGUUUCGCUUCACGUGCCCUACGAUCUUCUUCAGGAACGGGGGGGGGGGGGUGGGCGCAACGCACAGCGAGGCGUGUUUUAAAAUCGAUUUACUCCCCCCCCCCCCACCCCGCGUGACCGCCCCGUUGAUAUUACCGCGAUAUUACUGCCGUGACCGGCUCACCAUUCGUGGAGUGUCCACGACAGCUCGCUGCCCCUUGCUAAAGCGUGCCAACGCUGGGCCACCGUCAGUGUGUGGUUUGGAACCGUUGGCCCAACAUUUCGUGUUUAUUGGCUCGGUCCCGUACCAGGAAGCACGCCCACGUUGGAGCAACGUUGGCGUGUUGCUGGAAACGUUGGCCC
Messenger RNA from Petromyzon marinus (sea lamprey), 2393 nucleotides. RefSeq names its product adenosine deaminase (gene ADA). The record is from RefSeq and is a predicted model, not a curated record. Gene Ontology annotation, molecular function: adenosine deaminase activity. NCBI's taxonomy places the organism in Eukaryota, Metazoa, Chordata, Hyperoartia, Petromyzontiformes, Petromyzontidae. Gene Ontology annotation, cellular component: cytosol; external side of plasma membrane. Gene Ontology annotation, biological process: purine ribonucleoside monophosphate biosynthetic process; hypoxanthine salvage; T cell activation.